AGGGUAUCGCUUCGGUAGACUGCUCGGCUUAAAUAAGCCAUACAAACAAGCGUCAGCUAAGAACGCCUAGUUUCCGACGUGAAGUGCAUUUUGUAGGUAGAUUUCCUUACGAUUUCAGUUUGGCUGAACGCUCAGUGUCGUGAAUCAAAUCAAGAAUCAUCCGGGUCAAAUAGUUCACAAGCGUUAGAAAGCAAUGGCUAGACUAAACGAAGUGAAUGGUUUUGUGAGGAUUUCUGCUAGUAUAAGCCAUGUCCGACAUUUCGGAUACUGACGAAGUUGAGGAGAUCUCAUCAGCUGCUCAAGUUGUACAGAAAUUCCAAGAAUGGUGGAUAUCCGAACGAAACUGCCCCGUUCUGCUUCCCUAUCAAGGUGAUCUCGUGGAUUGCCUCCUUGACCAGCUCGAACACAUGCGUCAGGGCUUGGCUCAACUGAAAGCCAACGAUCUCCGCGCAAGUCUGCAUCGUCUAGAGGUUGAACGUAUUCAAUAUCUGAUCAACGAUUAUCUGCGAUGUCGAUUGCAGAAAAUACACAAGAUCCUUCCUCAGAAACCAGCCUCUGAUGUAGAGGAGCUUCUCUCAGAGCAAGAGCGAACAUUUGUUGAAGAAAUUAUUAAUGCCAGCCAGGCCUACUUUCACGAAGCCGGUCUCUCACAUAUGCCUGCUGGGAUGCAACAGUUCAGCUUACCACCAAAGGAGGAAGAAAAGGACCAUUAUGUGUUCUGCCGGGUUAAAAAAUCCGCCCAGGGUCUGAUGGUCGAUGCAGAUCUGCUAGUAGACUUUGAGGAAGGUAAGUCAACGCAAUCAGCCACCCAGUUAACCUCGACGGGGGCCGUGGGAAGCAAUAACGAAGAGGAAAUGCGCAAAAAGACCCGCCCGGUUCCUGUCGUCUUCUGGAAGACCGUUGACGUAAUGAAAUGGCUUAAGAGAUGCUGCGUUGAUCAUUAUCAACUUUAUGCUCACGUUUUUUUGGAGCAUGAUAUCACGGGGAGAAGUCUCGUACGGAUCAACGAUAUUUCCCUGGAAAAGAUGGGUAUUCGUGAUAAAAACCACAGAAGCGAGCUUCUUCGCGAAAUCCUCAAGCUGAAACUCAAGAGUGACAUCCUUGAAAUUAAGGAUUUGGAAAGAGAUGGAGCUGAAUUUUUCAAAACGUCCAGCUAAAUUUACUAUAUUUACAAUUUUGCUGUGAUUUUACACCUAAAUAACUGGAAGUCAUGCACUGAACAAAUGAGCUUACCGUGGUACGAUAGAGUCGCAUGAAAAUUGUAUCUGCAAAUGUGACGACUGGCAGUUGUUAACUAUCUCAAUGAAAUAUUUAGGAUCAUGAACUCUUCAACAGAUCGAUGUAGGUUGUGUAGUUCAAGUUGGCUUAAACUUUUCCAGAAAAUCGUUACAGAUAGAUGGAGUUAUACAGACACACAGAUAAUGAGAUAUUUGAUCAACGGUGAUGAGAAUAAUACAACAGGAACGCUAUAGAAGAUGAGCUAAGAAGAGUGCGUGUUUUGUAUGUAAUGCAUGAAUCACUUAGUUAGCCGGUUUAUGUGAAGCGGAAUCGUCUGAUAUAACGAGGUAGUAAAUCAAACUUCCGACGAACAAAAAGCGCACUUAAGCAGUACGGCCUUUAGUACUGUUAAAUAAAGAUCCGAGCUAAUUUGAAGCGAACCUGGAGACGGGAAUCGACAAUUAAUGAGCAGUAGUCUCGAAUGGAAUGAGUCCAACCGACAGGGCUGCGCCCCACACUUAACCCACGUAAAAUAGCCAUUAUGCUGUGGUGGUGCUAGUCGUGCAUAAAAUGUAUUGAAUUCUCUAUGAGAGAAAACUCAGCAGAAUAAAGACCGCAAGAUGACGAACUCUCUAAUCCAAAUCAUUUUCUGUAAUUAUCUGUGACUGGUCAUCGUUUACGGUUUCCGAUAUUAUUAUUGGCAAAGCAUUGCCUCAUGUAGUUCCGUCAUGAAGGAUAACAGUCCAACUCGUUGCAAGUAUAUAUACAUAUAUAUCUACCACAAUUGUACAUAACCCAAGUAUUAGAUUUUAUUUAGACGCGUAUCAUUGUUAUAUUGACGUUAUUGUUUGUAUUCAUGACGACGUAAAUCACGUUAAUUUUACCUCUAUGAAUGAAAGUUUGUGAAUUCUGUAUAAAACGGUGAUGGUAUGACUAAUUUUGAUGGUGCACAGGCGCUUAUUUUCGAUAAAUCCCCUUCUCAAUUAAGGACAUGAGCUGAAAAUUAACUUACUGCGAUUUAUUUAUGCAUUCAAAAUAAUUUUGACGUAAAUUUUACUGCUCCGAAAUGUUUUUAUUCUCUUCAUACACGUGUUCAGCUUUCUAGUUUUUGUAUUUGGGAUGGUUUUUGCACAGCCACGUAUCCAAUGCUGAGAUGCAUUUUGAUAAAUCUUAUUUAGCCUACAAUAUUAGCCCGCACCCAACUGAUAAGGCCAUCAUUGAAAAGAGCUAACUGUCCUAAGUGAAACAGAAACACGGAGUUCGUAUAGCUUUCAAGCGAGAGUCGGGUAUUCAUAAUAUUUUAUUAAGUUGAUGUGUCGUGAAAACUAAGUGCAUAUUUUCGGGAUUUAAUAGGAGAAAACAAAGAGAUUCGAUGAUAUACUUCUAAUAGAUGAACAAUCUGCUCAUGUUUUUGGAACCACUCGAUCUCAUACACUCGCUUAUUAUGAUCUUUUGUUUUAAUUUGCAUUCUGCAGUGGACAUUCAUAAUAAUUAGAGAAAGAAUCAUAUAAUUGUUACAGCAUUUCAUCGACACGAUAUAAAAUCAUGUCUGAAUAUCCACAUGGAAAAACUCUUGUACGAAACAACAAGUUUUGAAAGUUUAAACCUAUCGUUAAAGCUAACAGCUGAUCGAAAUUUUAUAUGCGGAAGCCGUAUUCGAAGGCAAAUAUGAAUUUUGACGCCAGCAGCGAUGCCACAAAUAUAACACUUGUAACAAAUUCAUAAUGCAUUUAGCGAACAGAACUGAGAAAUAAAGCACAAAUAUAUUUUAACUCAUACAAUACUGUUAUUUGUAUGAAGCCGCAAUGGGCUUGCCCGUAACUGUGCGGCAACCCAUAGCUCUCGAAACGGGCGACUAUGCAAAUUGUUUUGUGUUUUUGCCAAAUUUAAAAAAAUUGUUGUGGGUAAACUGUAACGAUUUGAAAAGCAAUUAGAUGCGUAUUAAUCAAAUAUAACAAAUGAUGGUAGUAGUGAUUGCAAAUGUGAAAAGUAAGCCCAGUUCGGUUAACAUCGACUUUUUUGCAUGAAAAAAAUAUAGAACUAAUUAGUCUUAUUUGAUUUAGAGCCGCUAAUGGACAUGAAAUACAUGUUUAAGAUGAUUUGUCUCGAUACAUUUCGCUUUUACAAAUCCUGCGGCAAUAACACCUAUUAAAGUUUUUUUUAAACAAAAAGCCCUACAAUUGUCUAUGUUAGCUUUUUAUUUAGCCAACUUCUGAAGUGCUUAUAUUGCGAAUUACCCCUGCAUAUCUUGCCGAAUUGCAGAGGGCCUUUAGUGGACGCGACAAAAAAAUAACACUAAAUAUCGAAUAAAAACCCACCAAGCUUUUUUUCAGGCACAGGUUUCACCUGUGCAAAAUAUUUCAGUAGACAAACACUUCCUAAUACUGAUCGACCCUCGCAGGUAUUGCUAGUUUUCCUGUUUGUUUUCAGGAUUUUGAUGUGCGAACCAGUAUCUCGAAAUGACGCACGCACUUCAUACCCACUGAUAUGAUCUAUUUAAAAAGUUUCACAUAAAAUUUAUAUGCAAUGAAUUAGAAUGAAAUUUAUUAUUAAAGAUAAUAAAAAAUUAGGCUCCUCCUGAUGAGCAGUUCGGAAGCAUAGAAUUGCUGGUAUUUACUGGAGAGUGCCCAACUGGCAAAUUACAAUAAAUGUAAGCAAUUUUUACUGUUGUGGCUCGUGUUAAUUUGUUAAUAAGCAAAAGCUUGAAUAGAAUAUUAAAGUUAAAUAUUAACAUAACAGGAAGUUUAUUGUUGCCCGUUUCUUAAUAUAAGUUACGGGCAUCUGUAAUCGAUCGACCGAGUUUAUUACAUAUCAGGUUGGAAAAAUAUUGGCAAACACACAACAUUCAGCGUUGGCAAAUACUACGGCAUAUUCUUACUAUGCUGUUUCCUAGCUCCAUCGAAGAGAAACCCAGAUAGGUUUAGCAGCAGCGACAGGCCAUGCAGCCACCAGCCGAGGGAAAGAAAUAUGGCUUGUAGUACUUCACACAAGUCUUGACCCUGAAAUGCAAGUCUGCCCUUCGCGACCUUCGCGGGAAAAGUAAAGUGGGCCCCAUUAUGUUGCGAACCACAUGGUGAUCAUCAUAAUAAUACUUUACAGUUCAGAUUCAGGGUGAUUUAACACACAAGAAGAAAAAGGCUAAGUUUACGGCGCGGUUUGAAAAAGAGGUAAAUAUGCUUAAUAUAACUGUUCAACCCCAACGAAUGACAAAUUUAUAGAUGUUAAAGGGAAUGCACUGUUCGAGCCAUCGUCCGACAGAGGUGAACAGGCGUACAGUUAUUAACGUAUUUAGUUUCAUAAAUCGUUACCCACCAUAAUUAACUCUGAGUUCGCGUAUAUUCUAAAAUACAUUGGCAAUAGAAUAUCAUUCACUCACGUCUAGUAUUCCAUCUUAUGUGUUUUUGUUGCUAGAUUAUUAGUUUCCUGCACGGAGUCACAAUAUUAACAGGUUACUUCACCAAAACAGCAGAGUUAUUUUUUUUCGAAAUAAUGCUCCCUCGAUGACAAAAUUGUCGUAUUAGCUGUAUCUAACCAUUCGCAAUCUUUUUGAUAAGGCGAAUCUCUAAACUCAAACUAAAGGCACCAACUUAAAGGCUGUUAUACUUUAAAAAUCUUACACUGCUUUAAACAGGAAGAACUAUGAUUUCAUUCGAAAAAAGUAAGUAGGUUUACUGCUCACAGUUUCUAGCUGACGGCAAACUCUCAAAACUCUGAAAAAAAAUUUCUUGAAAGAAACAACGUAAAAGUCGAAAAACCAUGUUGUUAUAUAUAAUGGUAUUUAUCGCGGCUGACAUAUCUUUUUUCGACUCUGUCUUAGUUUCUCCUUACAGUAGGGAUACAGAUCCGCGUAUAAACAGAGGGAUUCAUUUGGAGGUUGCGUGACUACACGGUGAAGUGGAUGUGCGUCACAGUUUCCGUAGCAAUGAAGUUCAAACGUAUUUCUGAGAGAGAAUAAGUCGCGAGGCGCUCCAAGUUGGUGUGUAGAGAUGAAAUACGACAUACAAAGAAGUAGAGGAUGCCCGAACUGCAACGUAUGGAACAAAUCGAAGUAAAUUGAGUCCUUAAUAUAUCUUCGGAUAACCCCUAACUGCUUGGCUUCAAGAUGGUUAAGGGGGACAGGAAAACUUGGAAGGCUAACUAUUUCCUGAAGUUAGUCCAGCUUAUAGAUGAAUACCCAAAAUGCUUCAUCGUCGGAGUUGACAAUGUCGG
Molecule: messenger RNA, 5427 nt
Organism: Varroa destructor (honeybee mite)
Lineage: Eukaryota; Metazoa; Arthropoda; Arachnida; Mesostigmata; Varroidae
Product: DNA replication complex GINS protein SLD5-like
Biological process (GO): double-strand break repair via break-induced replication; DNA-templated DNA replication
Cellular component (GO): GINS complex
Molecular function (GO): protein binding
Source: RefSeq, a predicted model, not a curated record